Messenger RNA from Aspergillus welwitschiae, 1612 nucleotides. RefSeq lists its product as uncharacterized. Lineage: Eukaryota; Fungi; Ascomycota; Eurotiomycetes; Eurotiales; Aspergillaceae. The record is from RefSeq and is a predicted model, not a curated record. The transcript has a single exon. The coding region runs from base 1 to 1356 and encodes 451 amino acids.
AUGGCAUUACGAUUACUGAGACGCUCAUAUCGAGGUGCGCUCCCAUUGCUUUUGCAUCCAGUCUUUUUGCCUGGCGAAGCGUACCCCUUUCGGUUUGAUCGAUAUCUCCUCAAAAUGAUCAACCCUCAUCUACAUCUUGAUACGCCCCAAUCCCACAUCAUCUUCAUCCGCCCAGGCACCGAACCCCAUACAUUGCCUUUGUCGGGUUCUCUUGGAAUUUCGAACAAGAUUUUCUUAGACCUGACACAUAGCGCACCCAAUAUUACAAUUAGUCUUGUUCGGAUAGUCAACUUCGAUGAUCAUGGCUCAUCUUGCGCACACAUCAAGGGUCGCCGGCGGAAUCCUUUUCGACAUGGAGAGUCCGCGACAAAGCAGUUGAUAGUACCGGCUUACGAAGAGACAGUCCUUGAUUGUGUUCUUUGGUCUGCAUCUGACAAGAUCGCCUCACGUUGGACUACAAGCACGGAAGAUAGCCUGGUAUACUACUUUGAUAUUCCAGUGCCAAACUGCCUCCCUCCAACGAUGAAAACAACUCUCGGUACCGUCUGUUAUGAUCUCAAAGCCACGAUCGAUCUUCCGUUUGGACGGACAGUGAGCAUAUCUAAGCCCCUUGCCGUCCUUUAUCGUCUUAUACCACCUGUCCUUCCCCCUGACAACUAUUUUCGACGGUUUACUGCCUCCCCACUGGUGAUCCAGACUACGAUAGCACAGCAACGACCAAGCAAUGAGACCACCAAAGCGAUGUUUUCUGUGGAACUAGCAACGCGGAAUAUGUUGACACCAGGUGUCCGAGUGGAUGAAACGAAACAUAUAGCCAUCACAGCAAUCAAGUGGAGGGUCGACGAAGUAGCUGUGCACCGCAAUACAGCCCGUGGUGAACUGCAAGCUCUUGCCAACACUAAUACGGCAUCGAGACGCUCAUUGAUAGAGGGAGUGCUUGAUUUCCGUCGCCCAAAAGCUAUAUUCCGGCGCUCCGAUCAGGAUUGCCUGCGUGAUGACCGCUUUCGAGUCGAAUUUGACAUCAAGAUUCCAGAAAGUGCAAAACCAGCAGACGAAAUAUGUGAGAGCUAUUGUGCCAGCGAUGAUCGACAGAGUGGUUGCUCACUGGCCGACGGUCCUGGAAUAGCUGUCAGCCACGAACUAAAGAUCGAGCUUAUAACCCGGGAGGAUACCUUCAGCACCAGAACGAAUAAGUUACUGGUCCGGAAACGCAUCGCCAAGUUGUACGGUGCCACUUAUCCGCUCCGAAUACACAAGCUAGCCGAUGAUGUCGACCUGAUGGAGACAUAUUAUAUCGAUGAGCCCCCCGCAUUUGAUGUGGUCCAACAGAUGCUACCCCCAAAAUAUGAAAUAUAAGUCGAUCUAACAAAUCGAAAGAUUUCUCCAAGCAUUGGAGGGAGCCCGGGACGAUAGGAUCUAGGGAUUGCUUACUCAGCUCAAUGCAACUUUCAAGCAUCCUUAGAGAUGCAUAUGUACACUGCUUCAUUACACUCACACUCUAGCGGAUUUGUUUCUUCCAUCGUGUACAGUACCUGAUUUGGCGUUAUCUUGAUUUGCUUAUCUUCCCACUGAGUUUAGUAAACCUACAUUUUGCAAGCUGAGAAUUGUGUCC